GACAUGGAGGGCUAUGUCCUGAGCAAGGUCGGACGCAUGUGGCCGCGCGUUCGCGUGCACUGGGACGACCGGUACUCGGACCGCGCGCUCGAGCUCUCCGUCUUCAACGGCCUCGGACAGCACAUGGUAACAAAGCUACCCGCCGCGCACAACGAUGGGUCGUACUACACGGUCACGACCAGUUUUCUUGAGACGCUCGACGUCCGGCCCGGGUACGCGGUCACCGGCGCCGACGCCUAUUUUGACAAAAAGGAAAACGUCAUCAAGAUCGUCCGUCUUGGCAAGAUGUUUCGACCGGCCGAUGUCACGGCUGUCGAUCACCUUAUUGGUCUCCACGUGACGGUCGGCAACUACAUGACGACGGCGUCCCGUGAGCAACUACCUCCGACGCACCCCCUCCGCCGCCUGAUCAAGCCCUUUACGUUCCGUGCCGUUGCCAUCAACUACGAAGCGUCCAGGCUCCUCUUUGCACCGAAGGGCAUUUUGCACCGCGCGCACUCGUACUCGGAAAAGGGCUUGAAGGAUACGUGGGCGAUGGCGCUGCAAAGUCUCAAGCUCGAGCCCUUCCCAGUCCGCGUGGCGCGUCAGAACAUUGACACGCUCAAGCUUCCGUUCCACGAAGACGGCAUGGACUUUUGGAAGAUCGUGUGCGUCUUUACAGGCGAGUACCUC
This is a messenger RNA of Saprolegnia parasitica CBS 223.65, 672 nucleotides long. RefSeq lists its product as hypothetical. Lineage: Eukaryota; Oomycota; Saprolegniomycetes; Saprolegniales; Saprolegniaceae. The annotation marks the transcript as partial. The record is from RefSeq and is a predicted model, not a curated record. The transcript is spliced from 2 exons. Gene Ontology annotation, molecular function: metal ion binding; oxidoreductase activity, acting on single donors with incorporation of molecular oxygen, incorporation of two atoms of oxygen.